This is a messenger RNA of Trichoderma virens Gv29-8, 2091 nucleotides long. RefSeq lists its product as uncharacterized. The record is from RefSeq and is a predicted model, not a curated record. Bases 1 to 2091 code for a protein of 696 amino acids. The transcript has 4 exons. NCBI's taxonomy places the organism in Eukaryota, Fungi, Ascomycota, Sordariomycetes, Hypocreales, Hypocreaceae.
AUGGCCCGUCACAGGCAUAGUCCUUCUCCGGCCAGAAGCACUGUCUGCCGCCAGGAUCAAUGCCGUCACUCUGCUGCUGCCUUGCCCUGUGUUUCUCAUGGCAGAUGCACCUGUUCACGGUCCGACUUUAUCCCUUCCUGGCUGCAGCACGUGCAAACAAGCUACAAUGAUACUUCACCAGAAGUCCUUCACAAAGCAAGCCCUGGCCCUGAAGAGACGACAUGGCAUCCCAACGGCAUUCCGACUGUUCGCAUCCAGUCUAGCUGCGGCGCUGGGAGAUACCAGCCAUCUGAUCUCUUUAUCCAAGACACCCCAUUGCCGUCACCUUUGCCUGCCCAGACGAAUCACCAUCGUCAUUAUCACGAGUUCGAACCGAGCAGCGACCAUGACAAAGAUGUACACAACAGAAAGGGGUAUUCCCAUACCAGAACCCACGUCUCGACGCCGCCGGAAGUUUCGUCAGUUGAGCGUGACGUUUUCGAGAAGCGACCCAGACGAAAAACUCGUAAAGAUCGCUACAACACGGCCAAGUCAAAAGAUGUCAGAAGCCGGAAACAACAGGCAAAGAGAUCCUCUACUCGCGUAUCUAAGAAUGGGAAAUUACGGUCGAGUCGAGAGAUAAUGGCCAAUUUCAAGUCUGGCGCAAUCGCGAACCCUAACGAAAGAAUCACGCUGAAACCCAGUUUUACACCCGGACUAUUUGUCAAUGGCCGAAGUUCGAUGCCAUUCACGGACCUGGUGUUCAACGACAUACCAUCUCCUGACGAGGGCCGCAAAGCAGCCGAAAGCGAACAAUCCCCAGAACGAACUGCUAGGAAGCCAAAAGGAGAUUUUGACUGUCAAAAUGAAAUCGAGAUUCUCGCUAAUGCUUUACGGCGUCUAGAAGAAGGCUGCCCGCCCCUACAGCCCUCUAACGCGCGCAACAGCAGAGCUACUUCCAUAACCUCUAGUUACGAUUUCCAAUCUAUCCAGCGAUCGAUCACCGCUGAUAGCAUUGACGAUGAAACCGCUGCUUUGAGGGCCAAUACCAUGCCGCGUCAUGGAGAUAGUGACAGCGACGGUGCAAAUGAUAGACUUGGGGGCAACAAUGGGUCCUCACCACACCGUGACAACUACAAGCUGCAUAUUCGCUCCAUUUACAGUCUUUCCGCGACCACCGACCCCCAUUCGUCCGAUCUCGUUAUAUUGGAUAAUGUGCUUCCUUCAGACAGCAGAUCUAUACAAGAAGCCCAGAAAGAAUCUGCUGCAAGACAUCGGGGGCUGGAGGCUAGAGAGAAUAGCGACGAGCGCAACCUCGACAGUGGCACCCCCACCAAGCCCGCCAAUUACGAAGACAAGGGGAUCAUGCCGCUCCAGUCCAAAAGCGCUGAAAGCGUAGAAAGCCAGAUAUACGAACAGCCCAUAUAUCUGCCACAUGUUUCUGAAAGGCCAAACCUCAAAACAGAAAUUAAGGAUAUUCACCAUCCUCACAGUGAUUCUUCUCCAGCUUGGCUCUAUGAUAGGCACAGCACCCACCAUCCCUUGUAUCCGUAUUCAAACUCGGGUUUACCAUCUGUCGGUGAUUUUGAACUGUCGAAAACUGCCAAUACACAAUCAAGAGUUGUGUGCAAUGCCGACAUACCAGCGCAGCUGGAUCUCUCUGAUCGCGUUGUUCAGUUAUCCCGCGAGGCUUACCAAGACUCGAACAUCUUUUGCUCAGAUUCGCUGCAUCUUAUUGAUGAUUUACCUGGAGAAUCGCUCAGAGAAUACAUUGAAAGAAUGGAGCGUGAAAUACUAGGACCUGGCGAAGCAUCCACACCCUGUAUUGAUGACGCAUUGCUCUCACCUCAAGGCGCUUGCCAGAGUCAAAUUCCAGGAGUGACAUAUGCAGACGCCUUCAGCGAUGCAAGAUGUUCAAGUACUCAUCUUCGCGGCAUAGGAUCGGACGGUCAUCUUUCUCCUAGAAAACUGGCACGGCCACCAAUCCGUGAAGAACCUUGCUGGCCUAUUCGUCAAUAUCAGCGGCUUCCAUAUCCAGGAGAGAACCUCGAUCGUGAAGUAGAAUCAGAUAUAGCAUCAUUCUGGAGGCCAAACCAUAUGAUGUGGUGCUAA